AUGUCGCAACCUAUCUCGCGCACCCACCGGGUAGCGUCCGCCGACGCGCCCGGAACGCACGUAGUGGUGACGUUAGUUGCAGCUACGCGGCGGCGCUCGCCGCAGUCGACGUACACUUUCCCGUUGCGCGAGGGUAUGGAUGCCAGAUCGAUGCCGCCCCACGUUCACGGUCAACGCCCUCCGCCCGCCCUACGUUUCCGCGUGCGCCCCGUCCCCCGCGCGGCUCACCCCGCACAGCUAAAUAUACCUUCGUACCGACCCUUCAGCCGCCUGUUA
This is a messenger RNA of Iphiclides podalirius (scarce swallowtail), 276 nucleotides long. Lineage: Eukaryota; Metazoa; Arthropoda; Insecta; Lepidoptera; Papilionidae. The record is from the annotation of a GenBank genome assembly.